GGGCGGGCACGGCUCCCAUCUUUCCCAACAGGAACGCUUGCUUCAUUCACGUUUUCCCAGCCGGGAGGCCGAGGCCAUCGGGGAGCUUGUUUUAUCAACAUGAAGAGGCGUAAUAAUGCUCUCAUUUGGUCAGCCGGCCUGUCAGCGGCAACACGACCAGUUUAUAUUUGUCGUGUUGACGCGUCAGCAGCCUCCCAGCGUGAGUUCAGAGUAAAGAACGACCAAAGUGAGGAAGCGGCUCCGUCUCCUGCAGACCGCCAGCAGACAGGAAGGAAGGAGCAGCUUCGACGCCACAACUCUGACAAAGCAGCUCGCCGCUUUUGUCUUCGAUUCCUCUUCAGAAAUGGUGCUCAGAGUGUGGACGAGAAGCUGAGACGGAGCCGGGGAGGACAGACGUCUGGUCCGUCAUGGGAUGCUGCAGUGUGACCCAGAGGCACACUGGAGUGGACGAGGUGGGACCCGACGAGAUCGAGCUGCUGGAGCUGUCCGGAGACAACUUAGGGGUGUGGAGCCUGGGAGAAACCAGACUUCAGCUCUCAGUGAGGAACAGCAGAGACGAGCAGCAUCUGCCUCCACCUCCGCCGCCACCACACAAGCCUUCAACCCGACACCUGGAGCGAGAGGUGGUGCUGUGGGGAAGGAGCAGAGAUGAGCUGCACCACAGGAUUUACUCCCAGCAGCCAAUCAGAGGCUGGGAAGGCCAACCUGCUCACAUGUAUGGAGAGAUCUUCCACUCUUCACCUGUGUCUCUGUAUAACAGCCACGCUCAGGAGACCACCGAAUGUUUCCUGGUGUUGUUUUCUUUCCACCUGCUGAUUCUGUCUGUGGACCACUCCCGAAAAGACUUUAUUUAUGAGGGCGUCCUUCCUCUUUCUGGACUUGCCUUCCAGACCGUCUCCACAGAUCCUGACGCCUCGCAGCCGCCGCACAUGUUCGAGAUCAGCGGUCCCAUGGUGGACUCCAAGGUCUUCAUCUGCCCCACGUCUGCAGAAUUACAGCGGUGGAUGCAGCACAUAGACGACAGGAGAUACAAGUCUAUGGCUCAACCCAUGAGUCCCUCCCACUGCGCGCUUUCCUAUCUAUUACCGUGCGACGAGCACUGGAAAAGAGAAGAACUGAAGAAGUACUUACUACAAGCACCGAUAUGGAAGUGGGAGGGCGUGCCCAUACACCACAUGGGCCAGCCGGGGUACAUCUCCAUCGUUCACAUCAUCAACACACAGAGACAGGGACUCCAGGAAAGACUGAUGGUUCUCUUCCCUCAAGAUGUGCUGCUGCUGUCCGUCGACAACAGGCGGCUGAAUAUAAGAUAUGAGGGCAGGCUGGCCCGGCACAGCAUCAAAGCGGUGGAGCGCUCAGCUCUGCCUGGACGGCUGGAGUUCGAACUUACAGGUGAGCUGAUGGAGCCGCUGCAGAUCUCCUGCACCUGUCCGGAGGACUAUCAGAACUGGAUUUUUCAGUUACAACAGCUGGACCGAAGCAGCCACGUUCCCCUGAGUCACGCUCCUCCUCCCAUCGUGCCGAAGCUGCACAGGAGCAGGAAAGAGUCCCAGGAACCGAUAAUCACGGCCGAGAGCUGUCACGUCAACGGGCGCAGCUGACUCGGCAGCAAAAAAGGAGAGUGACGUGUAGACAGAUAAAGAGCAGACACAUCACGGCCUGAAGAAACCAAAAAGACACUCGUGAUCUGUUUUUUGGGAAGAAAUGACAGGUUUAAAAGCAAGCGUUUGAAUGUAGAUGCCGAACCUCAAAAAUUAGGUGAAGAAACUGUAAAUAUUUGUAUGUCGACUUCACUUUUUUUUACAAUAAAGUAAGAAAAAUC
Messenger RNA from Salarias fasciatus (jewelled blenny), 1822 nucleotides. Its product is annotated as probable pleckstrin homology domain-containing family N member 1. The record is from RefSeq and is a predicted model, not a curated record. Gene Ontology annotation, cellular component: cytoplasm. Gene Ontology annotation, molecular function: guanyl-nucleotide exchange factor activity. NCBI's taxonomy places the organism in Eukaryota, Metazoa, Chordata, Actinopteri, Blenniiformes, Blenniidae. The transcript is spliced from 12 exons. The coding region runs from base 408 to 1601 and encodes 397 amino acids.